AUGUCCUCCUUCAAACCAAACUCUGGAAUUCCAGAGCACGAAAUGGCAUACUUCCCUAAGAUGGCGACGGCUCUCCCAGCCUCCUCCAGCGAAUUCCGCAAAGUCCUCUGGACAGGUCUCUACUCCCAAGUCGUGAUAAUGACCAUCCCCGUUGGCGGUGACAUCGGCGACGAAGUGCAUACCGUCGACCAAGCCCUCACAUUCACAAGCGGAAAAGGGAUGGCCACUAUCAAUGGCAAAGACCAGGCUGUUGAGGCAGGGGAUUUGAUGGUUGUGCCAGCGGGAACACAGCACCAGUUUGUUAAUACUGGGGAUUCGCCAUUGAUUUUAUAUACCAUUUAUUCGCCAGCCGAACAUGCGCCUACAUCGGUGCAUCAUACGAAGGAACAGGGAGAUAAGGAAGAGGAUGAGGGGAUUGAUGAGGCGCCGGAGUGGACGAAGAAGAGUAAGAAAGAGAAUGAGGAGGCGGGGUUGGUUAAGCUGAGCGGGAAGUAUUAA
This is a messenger RNA of Glarea lozoyensis ATCC 20868, 498 nucleotides long. Its product is annotated as RmlC-like cupin. The record is from RefSeq and is a predicted model, not a curated record. Bases 1 to 498 code for a protein of 165 amino acids. The transcript has 3 exons. NCBI's taxonomy places the organism in Eukaryota, Fungi, Ascomycota, Leotiomycetes, Helotiales, Helotiaceae.